Phytomonas sp. Hart1 is the source of this 1134-nucleotide messenger RNA. NCBI's taxonomy places the organism in Eukaryota, Euglenozoa, Kinetoplastea, Trypanosomatida, Trypanosomatidae. The record is from the annotation of a GenBank genome assembly.
AUGAAGGCCCGGAUCGUGGCCCCAGUCUACAACCUCCACGGCGCCGUCACUCACACCCGCGAGCUCGAUCCUUUUCUCUUCGGGUUCUACCCCGAAACAGGAGUCUUGGCGGACGCCCGGGACUACUGGCUCUCUCGCUGUCGAAACUACUCCAGUAUGUGGGACUACGACCGACGGGAGAUCUGGCGGCGGGCGCGGAAGAAUUGGCCGAACACCGGCCUCGGCAUGCCCCGCGUGAGCGACCGCAAGCACCACGACUACAACUGGGGGGGGCAGACGCUGCCGGUGAAGCCGUGGAAUAUGAGGAUGCCGGUGAUGGACACGCAUACCUGGAGCCGGGCCUGCCGAAUGGCAGCAACGUUGAAGAUGCUCCAGGGGAAGCUUCAGAUCGUCGAGCGACUGACCCUCAUCAAAGAAAGGGACGACGCAGGGGAAACGGGAAGGCAGGGAGGGGAUGCAAAAAACUCGGAUAACACGGAGGAAAAGGAUCCGACGCAGGAAGCCUACUUACGCCUAUGUCGACGGAUGAGGUGGGAUGUUCGGCAUAACGGCGGCGGGGUGCUUUUUAUGGACGGGGGAUCGCGGCUGACACCGAGCCUUGAGUUUGACCGCGCGUUUUUCUUCGGGAGCUUUUUUAACGGGCGAAACAAAGUCGUCCGGCCGACUUUUUUGUGCGAUGACUCCUACGAUUAUAACUGGACUGCGUCAAAGCAGCGGUUUAAGGGCCCAAAAGGACCAAAAAAUCCGAUCCCGAUCAAUCGGUUUAACGUCUACGAUGCGCUCGCCCAUCACCUACUGGUGAUCACGGAGGGUGCCCUUAUGCAGCUCGAGGAAGAGAUGUUUGCGCAUAAAUUGAUGAUGCUUCCCCCACAUAUUCGCCAGCAGCUCCCGGAGCAGGGAAGCUUUUUUGAAACUGAGGUACUUGGGGAUUGUUUACCGAAAUUAAAAACGAUCGAGAUGGAGGCAGCGGCGCGCACGGAAGAGGUGGAGCAAGAAAUGUACAACGGCUAUUACGAUAACCCGUACGAGCCAUGGAAGGAUGAGCACGAGGCGUCAUACGCGGUAGACGGCGUGGAGGGGGUUGUAGAGCGUUAUGUGAAGUCGAAAAAGGCUUCCUGGGGGAUGUUGAGUUGA